AUGGAGUCGCUUGCAGCUUUUCCUGAUGGAGAAUGGUUUAACAAAGUGUUCUCCAUUGAAGAUCAGCUUGAUUUCUCACAACAAAUUCUUCAUCAGUUUUCGUUCCCUCUCGAGCAUGAUGAGGCCUUGAGCUUUUUUUCAAAUCCUCAUGCGGAUGAGAUUUUUAUGCCCUGUGCCAAUGCUCUCCACUCUAGUUUUCAAACUUUUCACUGUGAUUCUCUUGAUCCCUACAACUUUGCGGGCUCUAAUCAUAUUGCUGCAACGAAUGAUAUCACUAAAAUUACCAACUCGUUUCCCCCAGCCGUCCCAAACAUUGUUAAUGUCCCUGAAGAUUUGAGUAGUGAUGUAAUGCUUGCUAAUAACGAGUUGCUUCUCGAGAGGAUGGAAUUGCAUACCGGAGGGGGUAAAACCAAUAGCAUUUCAGCUGACAACACAAAGAAACGACCACGGGUUUCCAAAGAUGUAAGAGAAAAAAAGAAUUGCAAGAUGAAUGUGAAUGGCAAUGAAGGAGAGUGUAGCAUGGUUGCAGAUCAUGGAAAUGGUACAGGCACAUGUAGUUCAGAUGAUGACAAUGUUUCUCAGGACACCAAAGGCUCUCAAGCUCUUAACUUGAAUGGAAAGACAAGAGCCAGUAGAGGAUCAGCAACUGAUCCCCAGAGUCUUUAUGCAAGGAAAAGGAGAGAGAGGAUCAAUGAGAGAUUGAGGAUUUUGCAAAACCUUGUCCCCAAUGGAACAAAGGUUGAUAUCAGCACAAUGCUUGAAGAGGCUGUUCAUUAUGUGAAGUUUUUGCAGCUACAGAUCAAGCUUUUAAGCUCUGAUGAUCUAUGGAUGUAUGCUCCCAUUGCUUACAAUGGCGUCGAUGUGGGUCUCAACAAGAAGAUCUCCACACUUGUAUGACCCUGGAAGAAAGGAGCUACCCUACACAUUACUAAUUAU
Molecule: messenger RNA, 936 nt
Organism: Hibiscus syriacus
Lineage: Eukaryota; Viridiplantae; Streptophyta; Magnoliopsida; Malvales; Malvaceae
Product: transcription factor RSL2-like
Exons: 4
Coding region: 1-897 (298 amino acids)
Biological process (GO): regulation of transcription by RNA polymerase II
Cellular component (GO): nucleus
Molecular function (GO): RNA polymerase II cis-regulatory region sequence-specific DNA binding; DNA-binding transcription factor activity, RNA polymerase II-specific; protein dimerization activity
Source: RefSeq, a predicted model, not a curated record